AUGUCGAUCUAUAAAUCCAAUAUUCAAGUUGAAAUCCCACGGAAUCUCAGCCUCACGGAGCUUUUGCACUCCAGUGCAAGAUCGCCACCAGUGCCUGACAGCCACAUUGUCUUCGAAGAUGAUUUGCAAGGGAGACAGCUUACCCUUGGAGAACUUCGGAAGAGUGCAGGAGCAAUCGCAUUCGCAUUGCAGGAAUAUUACCAGCCAAAAGAUCAAACCCGAUGGACCGUGAUUCUUCCGAAUUGCGUGGCAUUGAUCGAAGCGGCUCACGCCAUCCUAUGGCUUGGUGGAGUUUUUUGCCCCGUCAACCAUCAGCUACCCGUCCAAGACUUUGCUCAUGCACUCUCACUGACACAGUCCGAGUAUAUCAUCGCCUACGGACCCCUCGUCGCCAAAGUCAAAGAGGCUAUUGGUUUAGCAAAGCGGAAGCAUCCUGGGUUUCAAACGCCGCAUAUACUGGUAGCAUUGGCUCCAAAAUAUUCUUCUUCUUACAGAGAUCUCUACGAGAACAUACGCUAUGACAAGAUCCUACCCGUGCCGCACUACAACAACACAGAAAACCGGCUCGCCAGUAUUCACUUGUCGUCAGGCACGACAGGUCUCCCAAAAGGAGUCAAAAUAUCACAUCUUAAUUAUAUCGCGAAUGUGCAUCAACUAUUUGCACAUGACCCUGAGCGUUGGACUAUGGAAGAAUCUGUUGUUGCCAUCACACCAUUCGUUCACCUAGCCAACGGGACAGUCCCCUUCUUUCUCGGGCCCUGGACAGGCAUAAAGCACAUAAUCAUGAGCUCACCUGAAAAGUUCUGGGAGACGACGCAGAGAGCACGACCUACCACGAUCCAGCUUGUGCCCCCUAUCGCUCGAGACCUUUUCCUUCAUGAACGCGACAAGACCUACGAUCUCUCUAGCGUGAAGAGAGUCAGUCCAAGUAUCGGGAAUGCCACGGCAGAAGAAGUUGAGAAGUACUUUGGGCCAGGGAAAUGGGCCCUUCUGAACAUGUAUGGCAUGACUGAGGCGGCUUGCUGGAUUACGGCGACCAGGACGACAGAUCCUGUGGCACCAGACGAGAUUGGAACUCUUCUCCCUGGGAUUGAGGCAAGGCUUAUCACCGAAGACCGCGAGGAUACGCCUACUGGAGGGCCAGGGGAGCUCUGGCUUCGGGGACUCAACAUCACCAAAGGCUACCUGGACAACGAAAGUGCCAACCAGCAAGCGUUCCCUGAGGGUGAUUGGUUCAAUACUGGUGACGUUGUUUCCAUCUCUUCUCAGGGUACUUUCAAGCUUGUAGGGCGAACAAAGGAGCUCAUCAAGUACAACGGGUUCCAAGUGAGUCCCUCGGAGCUGGAGCAGUACAUCUCAGCCCACCCUGCAGCUGCCUACUGCGCCGUGUCAUAUACAUUGGAUCCCCACAACAACGAAUUGCCAACCGCAUAUAUUGUCCUGAAGGAUGGUGAGUCGGAUGAGGCAACGAAGCUUGCACAGCUCCGUGAGAUCCAUGAACUCGUAGACAGCCAGGUGGCAGGAUACAAGAAGCUUCGAGGAGGGGUAUGGGAAGUAUCAAAGAUUGCGAGGAAUGCAACUGCAAAGAUCAUCCGACGAGAACUGCAUUCGCACAAUACAGGAUUGGUGUCAAGAUUGGAAUAUGGAAGGGCGGCUGGGUCUAAGCUUUGA
This is a messenger RNA of Fusarium tjaetaba, 1671 nucleotides long. RefSeq names its product AMP-binding enzyme. The record is from RefSeq and is a predicted model, not a curated record. Lineage: Eukaryota; Fungi; Ascomycota; Sordariomycetes; Hypocreales; Nectriaceae. Gene Ontology annotation, biological process: secondary metabolic process. Bases 1 to 1671 code for a protein of 556 amino acids. The transcript has a single exon. Gene Ontology annotation, molecular function: CoA-ligase activity.